Necator americanus (New World hookworm) is the source of this 294-nucleotide messenger RNA. RefSeq lists its product as uncharacterized. Bases 1 to 294 code for a protein of 97 amino acids. The transcript is spliced from 3 exons. The record is from RefSeq and is a predicted model, not a curated record. Lineage: Eukaryota; Metazoa; Nematoda; Chromadorea; Rhabditida; Ancylostomatidae.
AUGGAGCGAAAGGGGAACGAUGUUGGAGUAAAAACAACGUGUACGGAUCUGAGUUAUUUGGCAUUACCCCACGAAACUGAGGUGGUACGGAUUUCAAGUGGUGCAUUCGUAUACGGGAUCGUAGAUUAUGUAGAGGGGUGCGCCACCCUUGCGCCGCCCCUUCCUGCGAUUCGUCUGUUGGGUCCAACCGAGCCUAGCGGAACUUCUCACCAACUAGGCCACUUGUUUCGCAGGAUUCUAUCGUUAUUCUAUUCUAAUGCCCAUGAAUACCACGAUAAAUAUGUUCUGGGUUAG